Messenger RNA from Parasteatoda tepidariorum (common house spider), 965 nucleotides. RefSeq lists its product as uncharacterized. NCBI's taxonomy places the organism in Eukaryota, Metazoa, Arthropoda, Arachnida, Araneae, Theridiidae. The record is from RefSeq and is a predicted model, not a curated record.
UCAAAUCGCCAUUAUUAUUAUUUUUUCAAAAAAUUGCUACUCUAGAAUGUUGCUGACAUAUUACCUAUGUAUUUCUUUCGUUAUAAGCAUGUUUUCAGCUGCAAUUGGAUCACGCUUUCCAAAUAGAGGUUUUCAGAUAAGUGAAUCAGAGAGAAAGGGUCGUGUACAUGAUGUGAAAUAUACGACCACUACUGUAGCUACAACAACGAUUCAAGCUACAACGACAACUAACUCUACAGGAGGUGUACUUUCGAACAUAUGGAACAAAAUAUCGAACUUCUUUGCUCCUGAAAGCACUUCAACUGCCGCGACUAAUGAAACGUCUCACAUUGAGCUGGAUCCUCCUUUUGGGUCAAGCAUCCCGAUGGAGAAAACUGCACCAAUUAGACAGAAUGUACCUGUUCAGCAAAAUGACCUGACUGGACCUGUGGCUCCAAUUAAUCGCGGCUAUUAUGAUCAACCUAUUCGAGUGGUUCCACCAGAAAUGAGAAAGGGGAACGUGCACCAUGAUAUAAGACGUGAAAGAAAGGCAGUUGCUAAUGAUGUCGUUGACGAAGGUGGUGUGAUAGUUGAUGAUGAGUACUUCGGAAAGCAGAGAGCAAACGAAGAAGUCGAAAAAGAUAUAAUUUCUAACGAGGUUCGAAGAUACGCCUAACAGUGAAUGGAGAACAGAAAUAAUCAUGGAAGAUUCAGAUCCAAUAGAAAGUAUAGACAGCGAAAAUUACAUUAAAGAAACUAUGAAAAAUCAAUUUACAUUUGAUAAUGCUCAACAUCCACCAAUUGUAGUAGAGGAUAAAAUUUUUAGUGUACAAAGUUCAACUGAACAACUCCCAUUUAUUCAAAUUAUUGACUAUGAAUAAAAUUAUUUUAUGAGACACAAAUUCAUUGAUUUAAGUGUCUUAAAAAAAUCUUAAUUUAAUCUCAAACUUCUCUUAAUUAACAUCAAUUAAGGUGAAUAGUUUCAA